Molecule: messenger RNA, 1694 nt
Organism: Erpetoichthys calabaricus (reedfish)
Lineage: Eukaryota; Metazoa; Chordata; Cladistia; Polypteriformes; Polypteridae
Exons: 10
Coding region: 93-1076 (327 amino acids)
Source: RefSeq, a predicted model, not a curated record
CUGGCCAGUCGCUUCCAAAGCCUCUCUUGGUGAUGGACCUGCUUCUUUAGGCAGAACCUUCUUGGGAUCCACGAAAAGCAAAAGUCCAAGAUAUGGCUCUAUCUGGAAUUUCAUUUUCUGUGAGGUUGUGGUGUCUUUUCUCGGGUACAUGGUUCCUUCAAACUAUACUCCUAGCCAAAGCAUCAGAGCUGAAGACAUUCUGCUUUCCCAAUUAUGACGCUGAAACCUCAUUAUUCUGUUUUGAAGAUUUUGAUGGUAUUUACAAUGUCUGUGUUCAAACAAUAUCGGGUGAUGACAAACUCUGGCUCUCAAUAAAAAGUCUUCUUGGUUGUCCUGCUGAAACAACAUCAAGCAUUUCCUUUUUCAAAAACUUCACAUCAGGCAUUGCAAACCUUUCCCAAAAUGAAAUGUCCUACUGUACUGGAACACCUGUGAACCAAAGUUUUUUACUGCCUGUAAUUCAAGAAAUUUUAAACGGUAGUGGACUUAGAAGCUUGAUGCCUUCUGUUACUCUGAAAGCAACCCUUCAGAAUAUUCUGGAAAAACAAGUCAAAACUAACACACCAGUUGGUGAACUUGCAAACAUAUCUUCUAUCAUUCCGGAUAUAACACUGGAGACUAUUCUGACAGCACCAGGAAAUUAUUUCAACAACUGUGUUCAAGCUUUACUGAGUGUUAAGAACAUCUCAGUCUCAUUGAAUACAGAAUUUACGCUUUCUUGCUGUAAUGAAACUAUGCAAAAUGUUUCCUGGUUCAAGAACUUUACUCAGAUCUCCUCGGGCAACAAUACGCUGGAUCUUGGGACAGCAAAAAUGGACCAAAAUGGAACGUACUUCUGCAUUGGCAUGUCUGCGUCUGGACUUUUAGUAUUGACCAUGACACAAGUGACAAUUACUUUUACUGAUACCAGUACCAAAGGGCCAUCGUUUACAUUAAUAAUUAUCUGUGGAGUGAUUGCAGUUUUUUUUCUGCUUGGCUUCAUAUUGAUAAUGAAAUGUGCAGCUAAUCAGGCAAAUGUCAAGUCACAGUCAAGAGCACAUAUGGACUCCAAUGUGACCAGCACUAUGGAAUAUUGAGGAAGAAAAUUAUAAAGUUUAUAAACACUGGCCUUUUGACGAUGAAAAAGCAGGAAGUUGUGACCGACUGUCCCAUUUUAGGCUAAAUAAUGGAGAUACCUGUCUUCCUCUGAUGAGUGAGUCACUCAAUUUGAGUGGCUAACCUUCUUCACUUGUCCUGUACAUACAUCAUAGACUGUGCAUUGUUAAUUUGUAUUUUUUUGCAAUAAUUAAUGACAUUUAUAACUGUAUGUAUUUCAUGGUAUCAAAUAGUUGCCUUGCAAUUUAAAAUCUAUAAAAGGUAUGUUAGAUAAUCUUGUAUUUUUUUCUUUAAUUUGAAUUUCAUAUUUAAAAUCCUGUAUAAUUUUUGCCUAGACAAACUAAAAGUUUAAAUAAAAAAUGAUUAUUAGGAAUUAUUAUGUUGAUAUUAACAUGUUUUCUUUAUGUUUCCUCUGGAAUACUUGACGACCGUGAGGUGGUAUUCAAUCAACAUGCAUGCCAAAGAUAAGGGCAAUUAAUUUAAAUUAUUCAUACUGCUUAAGAUUCUCAUUUAAAACUGUCAUCUCUGCCCUCAUGCCCACUAUUCAUUGGGCGUUUUAAAAAAGAAUAAAUAAAAAUGUACAUUAACAUGAAAUACUG